Messenger RNA from Apodemus sylvaticus (European woodmouse), 1260 nucleotides. RefSeq lists its product as uncharacterized. The record is from RefSeq and is a predicted model, not a curated record. The coding region runs from base 1 to 1260 and encodes 419 amino acids. The transcript has 2 exons. NCBI's taxonomy places the organism in Eukaryota, Metazoa, Chordata, Mammalia, Rodentia, Muridae.
AUGGACAAAGUUAAUAUGUUGGAAGAGGGUGAGGAAAAUACAGACACGUGGACUUUACAUACUAACCUAACUAAGAAGAUUUUCUUAAAGCCCAUAUAUCGAGGUUCUGGAAAGACCUACACUUGCGUGGGAGGUGAACAAACUGUACAGAUCCUAAAACGGGUGAAAGGAAGCCCGAAAAAGAAAACAAAGUUGAAGAUCUGGAAUAAACAUACCGUUCCUAUAGGGAAACCUAAGGAAGAAGGUGAAACAACACCUUACCCUGGACAAAACAAGCCACGGAAAAAGAAGAAUAAAACCAGACGUGAACGAAACAAAAUGCUUCAGGACAAACUGAAGAUGCUGUGGGAUCAAUAUACCCAGCUACAGAAUGAGAUGAAUAUAUUGUGGAAUCAAUACUAUCAGUUACAUGAUGAAGUGAAGACACAAUGUGGCCACCAGGAUAACCAGAUACAAGAGAACACCAAUACACCAAACGGUCAAGACGAGCAGAUCAAAGAGUUGGUGAUCACACAAUUUGAUCAAAACAAACAAGUGAAAGAAGAGAUGAUCAGGCGCUAUUAUCAAGACAAGCAUGCCAAGAAGGAUAGGAUCACACUAGCCAGUAAUGACCAGCAAGGGCAAGAGGAGGUGAUCACACACUUUGACCAAAAUAAGCGAGAGAAGAGGAACAAACAAUUUUAUCAAAACAAAAAAGUGAAAGAUGAGAUGAUCAGAAAAUACUAUCAAGAUAGGCAUGCCCAGGAUAGGGACACACCAGUCAGUCAUGACAAUCAAGGACAAGAAGAGGUGAUUAGACACUUUGACCAAAAUAAGCAAGAGGAGAGGAUCACACAAUUUUAUCAAAACAAAAAAGUGAAAGAUGAAAUGAUCAGAAAAUACUAUCAAGAUAGACAUGCCCAGAAGGAAAGGAUGGCACUACUCAGUCAAGACCAGCAAGGACAAGAAGAGGUGAACACACACUUUGACCAAAAUAAGCAAGAAGAGAGUAUGACACAGUUUAAUCAAGAUAAUCAAGUGAAAGAGGCAAGGAUCAAAGUUUGCUUUCAAAGCAAGAGGGUUGAUGAAGAGAGAAUCACAUUCUGCUAUCCGGAAAGGCAAGUGAAUGAGGUACCUAUCCCAUUCUAUCAACACACACACCUGCAUGGAAUGAUGAAUACUCUGCAACUACAGCAACUAGUGGCAGGAGGAUACAUACGCCAAGCUAGCACAGAAACAAGAAUCCACAGCUGGCUCAAUCACCUUCACUGCUGGCAUUAA